Messenger RNA from Halichondria panicea, 2967 nucleotides. RefSeq lists its product as uncharacterized. NCBI's taxonomy places the organism in Eukaryota, Metazoa, Porifera, Demospongiae, Suberitida, Halichondriidae. The transcript has 2 exons. The record is from RefSeq and is a predicted model, not a curated record. Bases 72 to 1151 code for a protein of 359 amino acids.
UGCGUGCGUGCAUGUAUAGCUACAUCACUUGAUAAACACCCACGACUUUAAUUAGAGUUGAAUCGCAUGCAAUGGACCCCCUCCAAACAGGGACAAGCUCCCUAUUUCCAACACAGACCCAGCUACCAACCUCUUCAGUUUUAGCCACGCCUCCAAACAGACCCCCAGCUGAGGUGGGUUACGCCCCCACGAUCAUACUCGUACUUGUACUGGUCAUCAAUGUCAUCAUUGGCGUACUAUUAGCGGGACUAUGGAUUAGGAGGAGCAAAAACAAAAAAAGAAAAAGGGAGAAUUUUGUUGUCAAAAUGAGCGAGAUAUCAGACGAGUUUGCUAACGAGGUACAAUACGUCAGUUUCAAGUCGGCUCAAAGCACUUCAGUGAGCGUGACUAACGGGCAACAGCUGGCUAACAGUACGCACACUAUUCCUUCGCAACUACCACAGAAUCGCGACUCUAAUGCAGAGCAAAGAGGAGAGACAGAAGUGCCGAGCAUUCAAAUUCAAAACGAAAGGGGCUUUCUCACCGUGCCUCCGCUGAGCCAGACAGAGAAGGCACUGACACUCAACUUGAAGCUAUCUUCUAAUAAUGCAUACGGACGUAAGCUUCAGCCCAUCCCCUCCCGAGUUGCUAGGCAAUUAUAUGAGGAUUCAAUGGACACACAAGAAAAUAUGGCAUACGCUGAUGAUACAUUGCCCCUCCCCUUAGCAACCAGGUUGUCCCAACCAGGUAGUUAUGCCAACAGACCACCCCCCUUGCCGACCAGUAUUCGACAACCCAUUGACUAUGAUUACCAGUACGUUGAGGAGUGCCUACCGACACAACGCGCCCUCACAGCUAGCUACACGUACGUCGGUGAUGGUGGAGAUAAUAACCAGGGGGGGACAGCUGGUAAGAGCAACCUGGCCGAACACGGCCCUAACUAUACAUACAUUGACCCUGUGACGCUCGACCAGCUGCGGCAUAUCAAGCCCGAACACGAGUACGCAAGUAUAGGGGAGACCAACGCAGCCGCUAGCGAUGGACCCAACUAUACCUAUAUCGACAAUGAGGCUACGGAGAACGGGUUGGAGUACUACAGUGAUACGACCGGGGGAGAGGGUGUGGUUCAAAGUGGAGACUAUUACAGUACCAUUACAGUACACAACAAUUGACGCAUGACGAGUGAAUAUUGUAGUUUAGCUAUCAUGGUUGUGAUUGUAAUACACAAUGCACACACCUUAUAUAUAAUAUAUACGAGUAAGAAUGAUCACAUGACUUCAGAUUAUUAUCUGCACAGAAACAGUCCAAGUGUACAUGUGAGUUGUAAUAUUUGCUAUAUGAUAGAUCAGUUAUAGUGGUACUAUUAAUAAUAUAAUGGAGAAUAUUCUACCUACUAGCACAACGCUACUUUCUACCACAAGUUCACUAUGGCCAUCGAGAAGCACAACAGCAAUGCACACUACUCCUCUACAAGCAACACCGUCAAUGAUCCCCCCGGGGGGUAGCAGCUAUUUUGCCAUAACAUUUAGUACUGCAAUUCUACUAUUUAUCACAUUGGUCAGCACCACUGUGAUAAUCGUCUUGGGUUGCGUACUACAUUAUAAGUCAAAGAAGUUGAGAAAGAUAGAAAGAGAACGCAAUACAACCAACGAUCUGAACACAUCAGAACCCAUUUACGAAGAAAUAAGCGAUGAGACAAGAUUGAGACAAGAUGCUGCCUAUACUAUGGCUACAACAAACUCCCUAGAAUACGAGUCAAUCAGAAGCAUACCCCCAGAGAGAAGGCUACCCCCAGAGAUAAGCCUACCCCUAUACGACGAAGCAUACUGUACCAGUGACAGGGAAAGACCAAAAAAGCUACUUGAAGUAGAGAAUGAACAGUCUGUACAAGAGUUCACUAGUAACAGUGCAUACAACCUUUUAACUGGACAGUAACACGUAUAUUCAACUCGCAUACGGAUAUUCAAGUAAAGCUUUUUUGUGAAAACAGUUUUAUAAGGUUUGGUUAAGAAUGUACGUAAAGUGGAGACUAUUACAGUACCAUUACAACAUACAACGAGUGGUUGUAGUUUAGCUACCAUAUAUGGUUGUGAUUGUAGAGUACACUAAUUAAUACCGGUAUCAAGAGUGCAUGAAGUCCCGAUACACAAUGCAGACACCUUAUAUGACUGACUGUGUAUAUACGAGUAAGAAUGAUCACAUGACUUGAGCUAAUUAUCUACAGGGAAACAUUCCUAGUGUUUAACUAUCUGAGCAGGCAUAACAGGAUAGAUCAGUUACAGCCGCUACUAUUAUAAAUGCAGAGCUCACUACCGUCUCCCACAAGUUCCCUAUGGCUACCACAACUACAGCAAUGGACACUAGUACUCUACACGCAACACCGUCAAUGGGGCCGGGGCCUAGCAACAACAGUCAUGUAGCAAUUGGUGUAGCAAUUUUUACUGGAAUUCCACUAAUUAUAAUAAUAGCCAGCGUCAAUGCUUUAAUCGUCUUGUGUUGCAUACUACAUUAUAAGUCAAAGAAGCUGAAAAGGAUGAAAAGAGAACACAAUACAGCAGACGAUCUAAACACAUCCGAACCCAUUUACGAGGAAGUAAGCGAUGAGACAAGAUUGAGACAAAAUUCUGCCUCUACAACAAACUCCCUAGAAUACGAGUCUAUCAGAAGCAUACCCCCAGAGAGAGGUCUACCCCCAGAGAUGAGCCUACCCCUAUACGACGAAGCGUACUGUACCAGUGACAGGGAAACACAAGAAAUGGAGCCACUAGAGUUAGAGAAUAGACUGUCAGUACAGGAGUUCACUAGUAACAUUGCAUACAACCUUUUAACUGGACAGUAACACGUAUUCAACUCGCAUACGGAUAGUUAAGUAAAGCUUUUUGUGAAAACAAUCAAAAAUUACCGAGAUAUAAUUAUAGGUUUGGUUAAGAAUGUGCGUAAUUCGUAUGUGCAUAAUAUACAUAGUUUAUAACAAUGUCUUUAUUUUAA